AUGAGCGCUAGGCAGGCCGAGGAGGAGCCGGCUGCUGCCGCCCAUCCACCCCUGCCCAGGCUGCUUUCCGCCUUCUUCUAUGGGACCUGCUCUUUCCUCAUCGUCCUGGUGAACAAGACCGUGCUGACCACUUACCGAUUCCCAUCUCCAAUGGUUCUUGGAAUUGGACAGAUGGCAACCACCAUACUUAUUCUGUAUGUGUCAAAAUUAAAUAAGAUUAUUCACUUCCCUGAUUUUGACAAAAAUAUCCCUGUGAAGCUGUUUCCUCUGCCUCUGCUUUAUGUUGGAAAUCACAUAAGUGGAUUAACAAGCACCAGCAAACUAAGUUUGCCGAUGUUUACAGUGCUCAGGAAGUUUACCAUUCCACUUACAUUACUGCUGGAAAUCAUCAUACUUGGGAAACGAUAUUCACUGGGUAUUAUAGUCAGCGUAUUUACCAUCAUUCUUGGGGCUUUCAUAGCCGCUGGAUCAGAUCUCUCUUUUAAUUUGGAAGGCUACACCUUUGUGUUACUAAAUGAUAUCUUCACAGCAGCAAAUGGAGUAUACACUAAACAGAAAAUGGAUCCAAAGGAGCUGGGAAAAUAUGGAGUCCUUUUCUAUAAUGCUUAUUUUAUGGUGAUACCCACAAUGAUUAUUAGCUUCUCCACUGGAGACCUUCAGCAGGUCACAGAUUUCAAGCACUGGACAAAUUUUUUAUUUCUCUUUCAGUUUCUUCUCUCCUGCUUCUUAGGGUUUCUCUUAAUGUAUUCUACAGUCUUGUGCAGCCAUUACAAUUCUGCACUUACGACAUCAGUGGUUGGUGCAAUCAAGAAUAUAUCCAUUGCUUAUAUUGGAAUGUUGGUUGGUGGAGACUACAUAUUCUCUAUAUUAAACUUUAUAGGGCUAAAUAUUUGCAUGGCAGGAGGACUGAGAUAUUCAUUUUUAACAUUAAGAGACCACAACAAGCCUAAGCAGCCUACAGAUGUAGAAAACACGUCUUGA
Molecule: messenger RNA, 981 nt
Organism: Emys orbicularis (European pond turtle)
Lineage: Eukaryota; Metazoa; Chordata; Testudines; Emydidae
Gene: SLC35D2
Product: solute carrier family 35 member D2
Exons: 12
Coding region: 1-981 (326 amino acids)
Cellular component (GO): Golgi apparatus
Molecular function (GO): UDP-glucuronate transmembrane transporter activity; UDP-N-acetylgalactosamine transmembrane transporter activity; UDP-N-acetylglucosamine transmembrane transporter activity
Source: RefSeq, a predicted model, not a curated record